AUCGCAAAACACAAUAAAAUAAACAACAUGUAUUUAAUUAAUAUAAAUAUAUAGUAAAUAUAAUAAUUCUUUGAUAUUAUUUUGUUUUUGUUUUGAGAAAGUUUUGGAGUCUUCUACGGUCUCACCAUUAGACCGCUCAAACUCCCCCUCCUUUUCUAAAGUGUUCCAGCGACAUCUGGGAAAAGUGUCCUGUCUCUUUAAAUUCUCUUCCAGCGUUUCCUUCAGCAUGUAUGUGACCAUUAAAAAGAAAUAAAGCUUGAAGUCAGCCGCACAAACACAGGCUGAUUAGAAGAAAAAGAAAACAGAUUUUUAAUAAUAUGGGAGCAUCUUGUUUUGUUUUGUUUUUUUCAAAGAACAUUUUUCAAUCAUUUAAACUGUGGAGACGGACUUCAACCAGGACAAAGAAAAUAGUAAAAUAAUAGCUCUCCUGUCCACUUUUGUUUUACCUUUUCUCUCAUCUUGUGGUCUUCCUGGGAAAUAGGAAUGCUGCUGCACAUCUGUGCUGUGAUGUGGUUCUCUUCCAACAUUUUUCUACAAUGCAGGUCUGUGCUCUGUAAGGAGACCAAGUUUACCAGCAAGACCGUCAAGCCUCCGUCUCCGUCUGACUUUCUGGACAAACUUAUGGGGUGCACAUCUGGUUAUGACGCCCGCAUUAGACCAAACUUUAAAGGUCCUCCUGUCAACGUCACCUGUAACAUCUUUAUAAACAGCUUUGGAUCCAUCACUGAAACAACAAUGGAUUAUCGACUCAACAUUUUCCUGAGACAACAGUGGAAUGACCCGCGGCUGGCGUACAAGGAGUAUCCUGACGACUCUCUGGACUUGGAUCCCUCCAUGUUGGACUCUAUUUGGAAACCAGACUUGUUCUUUGCAAAUGAGAAGGGAGCAAACUUUCAUGAGGUCACGACAGACAACAAACUUCUUCGCAUAUUCCAGAAUGGAAACGUUCUUUACAGCAUCAGGUUGACACUAACUCUGUCAUGUCCCAUGAAUUUGAAAAACUUCCCGAUGGACAGUCAAACGUGUAUCAUGCAGCUUGAAAGCUUUGGAUACACCAUGAAUGAUCUUAUUUUUGAAUGGCUGGAUGUGGGGGCUGUCCAGGUGGCAGACGACCUUACCCUCCCCCAAUUUGUACUAAAAGAGGAGCAGGGCCUCGGCUACUGCACCAAACACUACAACACAGGGAAAUUCACCUGUAUAGAGGUCAGAUUUUACCUGGAUCGUCAGAUGGGCUACUACCUCAUUCAGAUGUACAUUCCAAGCCUGCUCACCGUCAUCCUGUCCUGGGUGUCGUUCUGGAUCAACAUGGACGCAGCUCCGGCCAGAGUGGGACUGGGCAUCACUACGGUGCUGACGAUGACAACACAGAGCUCUGGGUCCAGGGCUUCCUUACCAAAGGUGUCCUAUGUGAAGGCCAUAGACAUCUGGAUGGCCGUUUGUCUGCUCUUCGUCUUCGCUGCACUGCUGGAGUACGCAGCUGUUAAUUUUGUUUCCCGCCAGCACAAGGAGUUCUUCAGACUGAGGAAAAAGCUCAGGGAGCAACGACGACAGAAAGCUCAGGGAAAUGGUAAAGGAAAAGGAAACAACACAUCAGGCAGCGGUGUUCCUCAGGGAAACGCCCAGCAGUGCAGCGUCUGUUCUCAGGAGGAGCAGGAACAGCAGGACAUACUCUUCCAGAGUUUCGGAUUUGCACUGUCAGCAAGAAACGUACCUGAUAUGGAUGCACCAGUGUUUGCCGAUUUGCCUCCUGGCCUGGGUUUCUAUGACAUUCGCAAGCGCUUUGUCGAUCGUGCAAAAAGAAUCGACACCAUUUCACGUGCACUUUUUCCCAUGAGCUUUCUCAUGUUCAAUGUUCUUUACUGGCUCACUUACAAAGUCCUUUGGCAUGAAGACAUUCAGGCCACAAUGUGAUUUCAUAACCCUGUAAGCCAGUGGUCUACUGGCGACAGGUGAACUACCAAGCCCCCAGGUACUCCACCCUUUAUAAGUUUGUAAAAGAAAUACUGAAAAAUGUCAAGCACUUAAUCCAAAAUAAAUUGUUAAACUUUGAGCACACCCAAGGAAUCCAAGCAGCCAGACAAACUGUACAAACUAUUUAAAAAUAUUUUUAUUAAAAAAAUUAUAUAAUAAAAAAAAACUGCAUAUAAAAGACAGUCAUGUAUGGGUAUUCCACUCAUAGUAAAAAAAAAAUUGUUGUGUUUGUCAUCAAUUAAUGUUGAAGAAAAUUGCAUGUAUGGAAAAAGAUCCAAACCCCAUUGGUGAUGACUGUCACUAAUGAUACUUGAGAUUACUGCCAUUAGCUGCAUCCAAAACACCAAUUCAUGUUUUGAGUUCUGAGCACCAAAGUCUGUAGAUCCUCAUUAUAGGAACAGACUAAACAAUCGUGGGCUGCUGUGUGACAACUACUGUAUGAGACCAAGUGGCAAAUGAAGACACAUGAAUACAAACACAGCUACUUCAGCUCAUAUCUGAGAUCUGAUUGGUGUUUGAUGAAAUCCCGUACAGCCUUUCUUAUAAUCUGGUGAGUCUGACCAUAGACACAGGCUAAAAGAGAAGCAGAGGACAUAUUUUCCUGGAAGUGCACAGCUUCACAGGCUUCAGGUCAUCUCCUUUGCAAAGUGUUCUGGUCAACAUUAAAAAAAAAA
Molecule: messenger RNA, 2645 nt
Organism: Cynoglossus semilaevis (tongue sole)
Lineage: Eukaryota; Metazoa; Chordata; Actinopteri; Pleuronectiformes; Cynoglossidae
Gene: glra4b
Product: glycine receptor, alpha 4b
Exons: 10
Coding region: 484-1911 (475 amino acids)
Biological process (GO): monoatomic ion transmembrane transport
Cellular component (GO): plasma membrane
Molecular function (GO): transmitter-gated monoatomic ion channel activity; transmembrane signaling receptor activity; glycine binding
Source: RefSeq, a predicted model, not a curated record